Messenger RNA from Sinocyclocheilus grahami, 1257 nucleotides. Its product is annotated as coiled-coil domain-containing protein 87-like. The transcript has 9 exons. The record is from RefSeq and is a predicted model, not a curated record. Lineage: Eukaryota; Metazoa; Chordata; Actinopteri; Cypriniformes; Cyprinidae. The coding region runs from base 210 to 1151 and encodes 313 amino acids.
CCCGGAUUGAGCCUGCCCUGACAAAUGCCACAUGCUGCCCAAAAAGAGUAAUUAACAACAAACUAAUCAACCCAUCACUCAGGAGGCCAAACCCAUACGGCAUAUCCCACAGAGAGAGAACAGAUAGGGCUGUGAACAGGAAGAGGCCUGCGAAUGCAACUUCUCGAGCAUACAGAGCCUGGUUUCAGUGGUGGAGGUGUCAACUAUCAAUGGAUGAUUAUCUUGACUACAUUUCCAGUCAGGACUCCGAUUAUCUGUCAGUGCUGUUUCACUUGUAUGACAGUGAUGAUGAUGAAGAGGCAGAGAGACACAAGCUGGCUCAGCUGCAGCAAGACGAGAGGAGAAGAAGGCAACAGGAAAGGAUCAGUUCACUUAGGAGACAGAAACAAGAAUGUGUUCCUGGAUUCUGGAACAUCAACACCAUAGAGAUGGGAGGAUUGGGAAGGGAACCAGAACUGGAUGAGAAAAAUCCAGAAGAGGAAAUACAAGAUGCAUCUGAGGGAGAUGAAGGUGAAGGUGCUGGACUGCUGGAUGGAGAACAGAUGCAGGUCAGGCUGGAGAGGGUCUGGAACGCCCUGCUUCUGCCAGAAGGACAGCGACUAGACAUGGCCAUUAAAUACAGCUCUCAUGAGUACAGGAACCAUCUGCAGGAGGCAAUUGCUGCAUGGGAGCAGGCUGCUCGGUUGAUCCAGAAGAGAGAGCUCUUGCUCUCCAAGUUGGAGGACUUUGAGAGGGAGGCAUCUGACCCCAACAGAUUUUUCCAGCGAGGUUAUCAUGGUUCAUCCAUCGCUAGAAUGGAAGAGGCAAGUCAAAGAGAGAAGCUCAACUCUCAGAUUUCAGUUGUAGACCAAGAACUGUCCAAGACUAUGGGCCACAUCACCACCCGUUUCAAUGACAACAUCAGCUAUAAGGGUCGGCCGUACAGAGAGAAGAUGCGCUGGGACCGUACUGAGAUGCUGUACUGGCUGCAGCAGGAGAGGCGGGUCCAGUCGCUGGAGAUGUUUGUAGAUGGACGGAUGGCUCUGCCUGUAAGGCUUCCUCCUCUGAGCCAAAGCCAGGAGCUUCACUCAGACAACCAUCAAACCCUCCAGGAACAACCUCUGUCACACUGUGAGAGAAAUGGCCAAUUACUGCAACACUGCCAACUCUAAAAGAUAUACCAAUGUAGUCCAAAUACUAGCAAAUAAAGCAAGACCUGUCAGUUUUUAUAGACCUGUUUCAUUUUGAUUAUUGGUUUAGUAUAUUCUUACUAGUCGC